Molecule: messenger RNA, 1411 nt
Organism: Pararge aegeria (speckled wood butterfly)
Lineage: Eukaryota; Metazoa; Arthropoda; Insecta; Lepidoptera; Nymphalidae
Product: RDS/peripherin-like protein xRDS35
Exons: 6
Coding region: 254-1303 (349 amino acids)
Cellular component (GO): membrane
Source: RefSeq, a predicted model, not a curated record
UCGAUUGAUGAGUAUAAUUUUGGCAUAGAUAAUGUUUGUUUUUUAAAUUUAGUUGUUUCAUCUCUGGCUGUCGUAGAUAAACUACAAUUUCAAGAUAAAUUUCGUUUUGCACUUUUUUGAGUUUGUCAACUUUGAAGUUAAGUUGUCAAUUUAAUCAACAAAAUGGCAACUUUAUUGCAACAAAAUAUAAAUCUAAUUUUGUAAAACAUUGCGCAUAAUAUAACAAAGCAGAUUUAAGAUAAUAUUUUGCACGAUGGGUUUUAAAAAGGCAAAGAAUCACCCAUUUAUUGUAUGGGAUGCUUGUAUAUUAUGGAUUAUUUCGAUACUUGCUAUUUUGUGGUCUUUACUUCUAUUCUUUGGUGUUGGACAAGAGUUGUUUUUAACUGGCACAGAUCUGGUGAAUGCGUUUGUGCUUCUCUCUGGAAUAAUAAUGCUUCCGACUCACCUGAGCAUCGUUUACGCUAUUGCGAAAGGCGAAAUUGUCGACCCCAGCACUAAAGUCUUGUGGAGAUGCCGAUUGAGGUGUUGCGUGAUUUGGAUUAUAAUUAUAAAUGUUAUGGGCGUAAUUUUCUGCCUCCAAAGAAUGUAUUAUUGUUACGCGAUUACUUUGAAAUACAUAUCCAAGAGUAUGAAGUUGUACCGAACAACGCCAAAACAUAAACGGUUUAUUGAUAACCUGCAGUGGUCUCUCGGAUGUUGCGGCCUGCAUUCUUAUAAAGAUUGGUUUACACAAGAUUGGCAUGACAAAGUUCGAGAUUAUGAGUGGAGUCUCCCGAAUGCACGAAAUGCAAAAGCAGUCAGUGAUUUAGAAGAAACGGAUAGCGUACCAUCGAGUUGCUGUAAGAGCGGAGCUGGUGUAUCGUGUUAUCUGGACGAGCUGGGUACAAAUUCGAUCAAUACAGAAGGCUGUGGUGAUAUGAUGUAUCGCAUUAUAAUGAUUUCCAUGAGUGUUCAUAUCACUCUAUUCCUAAUUGUUAUAGUGUUAGAGGUGUUGCUAUUAAAAUACACAAAGAAAAAUGAAAAAAAAAAUCCUGCGACUCCCAAAAGUAAACCACAAAUAUGUAGACCCAAAUGCAAAUAUUAUAAAUCAAUAACAAAACCCAUAAAGAAACCUAUAAAAAAACCUAAAUGUAAAAAUAAAUGUUGCGCAAGCUGUAGAAGGGUAAAUAUUAGGAAUAUAAUGUCGAUAAAUGACAACUUCGAACUGUCCAGUGGUUCAUACCGAUUCAAUGCUGAAGAACCUGAAGAUAGUGAAGAAAUACAUACAAUUAGCCACUCGCAAGACGAUAAUGAUGAAAACUGAGUACAUACUUAAGUCAUUCAUAAAUUUUGUUGUAUAAUUUUGUACUUAUUUUAAAUAUUGACGUCGUAUGUCAUCAAUAGAUUUCUUCAUGUUAAUUUCUAAUAAUUA